Lycium barbarum (goji berry) is the source of this 676-nucleotide messenger RNA. Its product is annotated as F-box protein CPR1-like. The record is from RefSeq and is a predicted model, not a curated record. Gene Ontology annotation, molecular function: protein binding. Lineage: Eukaryota; Viridiplantae; Streptophyta; Magnoliopsida; Solanales; Solanaceae. The coding region runs from base 2 to 676 and encodes 224 amino acids. The transcript has a single exon.
AAUGUCAAACUUUCCAUUGGAUGUUUUUGCCGAAAUCCUCUGUCGAUUACCCGUUAAAUCUGUCGUACGUUGUAAGUGCGUAUCUAAAUCUUGGCUCACUCUUAUUGAUAGUCCUGAGUUUUCUAAUUUGCAUCUCAAUUAUUCACUCCAACUCAAAACAGCCAAUUCUAACCUUUUCUUGAUCUUGAGAAAGGUUGAUUAUUAUGGCUAUGGAAAGCGUUGCUUUUACUCUCUACACUUUGAUUCUCUCAACUCUAGAGUUGUUACUCCUAAAGAGUUGACCAACCCUUUGUUGUCUAGUGAAUAUAGUACAAAGGUUGUUGGUUCUUGUAAUGUGUUGUUGUUGAUAUCAAAUACUGUGCAUGACAUUGCUUUAUGGAACCCUUCUACUGGAAAGUACAAGAAGUUACCAGUUCUUGGUGUUGGUGAUAAUCCUGUUCAUGUUAGUUUUGGUUUUGGUUAUGAUGUUAUCAAUGAUGAUUAUAAGGUUGUCCGUAUUGUGCAGUUUUCUGGUUCUAAGAAAGGUUCUUUUCGCUCUGAUGUUAAGGUUUAUAGUUUGAAAUCAAGUUGUUGGAGAGGGGUUGAUGGACAACUUCCUUAUUUCCUUCGAUAUGUAGAUCAACCAGGUGUAUAUCUAAAUGGUUCAUUGCAUUGGGUUCCUAGUGCUAAGUGUUAG